UCUAUCUCUAUAAUGAUGAUGUCAAUAGUGAUGAUAAUGAUGAUGACUCCUUUCCACUCACCUCUACUGUAUUUCAUUUCAGAGAAGAAUGGUUGUGGUUACAACAUUUUCGGAAAGGAAUCGAUGCUCUUCCAACUGCAACUACCAUUCAGAAAGAUUUCCAUCGGAGUUUAAACAAAGCAAUCCGACAACUAUUAGAUCUGAUGGGAAUGGCUGACCAAGCUGAUAAUCAUAGGUUAUACGAUCUUGAAGUGGUUGAGUUGAGUAAAGAUGUAGCGUUCUUGGUGUUACUUCCACCAACUGAAGAUGUUUGUAUAGUACCAGGAAAGGAUAUUGAACCAUUUACCCAGUACACUGACCUGCUGACUUUGCCUGUUCAAGUCUUUGAAAUGAAUCACAUGACAACCUACCAACCAGAUUUAUUGUCUUUGUACUCUCGUCUAUCCUCUAUUUUGGAGUGUGACCUAGGACUUGCACAACAAGCACAGAGAGAGGCAUUUUCCUCUCCAGAACUGGUUGCUGCAAAGGAACGGGUGGAUCUUUUGACCACUCUACAACUGGAAGCAGAAAAAAUAUGGAAAACUAACCGCUGGAUUAUGGAUAUAAUAACAUUUUCUCGAGACAAGACAAAACGAGAUGGUGGAAUAGCUGUAAAAGCUCUUUUGUCACAGACUUAUGGACCUCAGGUUCUUGCAAUUGGAGAUAUUGGAAGAUUAACGAAUUCCAGUAACAGUUCUUUAAUGAGUAGCGACUCUUUAUUUAGUGAUUCCAAUUUGAUCAGUGUCGGCAAAGACAACAGGAAAAUCGCCAAGUUUUAUGAUCCGACACAAGAAAACAACAGCAACAACAAUCAAGAGAAUAGUAUGUUAAAGCAAACAUCAUCAUCAUCAUCAAAAACAGAUGUCAUUCGUGUUUAUGCAGCAUACGAAACAGGGCUUGCAAAAGGCACAAGUGUCCGCUUAUGUGUAACGCACAAUACAACAGCAGAAGAAGUCAUUAGUUUGGUGGUGCAAGAAUUAAACAAGGAAGUAAUAAAAAAACAUUUAGACGGUCCAGUUUAUGAUGAACUGCACAUGAACAAUUUCUGCCUUGUAGUUUGCAGCGCCGAAAACAAGGAGAAAUUGAUACCUGAUGACUGUAAGCUGAUGACUUUACAGAGUCCAUGGUGUAAAGGUAGAUAUUAUGUGAAGAUGAAAUCAGAGCAGGUUGUGGCAAUGGAAACAUCACAGGCUACAACUGUAUAAAUGGUGUCAAUGAAUAUUCCCUAAGUCAACACUGUUCAGUGCUGAACUUGCAUUUGAAAGAGGAAAAACUCCAAACCUGUUGAUUCAUUGAAAUAUUUCCUCUUCUUUCAUUACACAACUUCCAAAAUUUAAUUUAUUUUCAAUAAUAUACCUCCAAAAAGAUCUGUUGCCACUUAUAUAUGUGUAUACAUGUAUGUAUAUAUAUAUAUAUAUAUAUAUAUAUAUAUAUAUAUAUAUAAAUAUAUACACACAUACAGAUAUAUAAAA
Octopus bimaculoides (California two-spot octopus) is the source of this 1511-nucleotide messenger RNA. RefSeq lists its product as uncharacterized. Gene Ontology annotation, biological process: regulation of establishment of bipolar cell polarity; signal transduction; establishment of mitotic spindle orientation. The record is from RefSeq and is a predicted model, not a curated record. NCBI's taxonomy places the organism in Eukaryota, Metazoa, Mollusca, Cephalopoda, Octopoda, Octopodidae. Gene Ontology annotation, cellular component: spindle.